Messenger RNA from Aptenodytes forsteri (emperor penguin), 2745 nucleotides. It is a transcript of the gene KSR2, whose product is annotated as kinase suppressor of ras 2. The annotation marks the transcript as partial. Gene Ontology annotation, molecular function: ATP binding; protein kinase activity. Gene Ontology annotation, biological process: protein phosphorylation. Lineage: Eukaryota; Metazoa; Chordata; Aves; Sphenisciformes; Spheniscidae. The record is from RefSeq and is a predicted model, not a curated record. The transcript is spliced from 19 exons.
AGCAAGCUGGUCAAGUACUUCAGCCGGCAGCUGUCCUGCAAGAGGAAGGUGGCCUUGCAGGAGCGUAAUGCCAAGCUGGAGGGCUUCCCCCAGCUCCUGCACUGGUUCCGCAUCGUUGACAUCCGCAAGGAGGUGAUGGAGGAAAUUGCCCCCGGGCAGCUGAGCCUGGAGGAGCUGCUGGACAUGACCGACGACCAGGUCUGUGAGACUGUGGAGAAGUUUGGGGCCAACAGCGAGGAGUGUGCCCGCCUGAACGCCUCCCUCUCCUGCCUCCGCAGCGUCCACAAGUCCGGUGGCAGCCUCUCCAAGCAGGAUUGGACCAUCCAGUGGCCCACAACGGAGCCGGGGAAGGAGAACAGCCCCGGGUGCCAGCUGGAGCCAGGGCAGUGGGGCAGGACGCACCUCUUGCAGAGCCCCAAGGUCCAACCCAAGUGUGGGCAGCAUCACUGCCACACGGGCUCGCCCCACGGACCCAUGUACACCCACGUGGACCGGCUGACUGUGGAGGGUCACCCGGGGCUGUGCCCACCCGUGGAGUCCGGCCACCGCUCCCUGCCGCCCUCCCCGCGCCAGCGACACGUCGCUCACACCCCUCCGCGUACCCCCAACAUCGUGACCACGAUGACGCCGCCGGGCACGCCGCCGGUACGACGGAGGAAUAAACUGAAGCCCCCUGGGACGCCGCCGCCCUCGUCGCGAAAACUGAUCCAUCUCAUCCCCGGCUUCACCGCGCUGCACCGGAGCAAGUCCCACGAGUUCCAGCUGGGGCAUCGCGUGGACGAGGCGCACACCCCCAAAGUCAAGAAGAAGAACAAGCCCUUGAACCUCAAGAUCCAUAACAGCGUGGGAAGCUGCGAGAACAUCCCUGCGCAGCGCUCCCCGCUCCUCUCCGAGCGCUCCCUGCGCUCCUUCUUCGUGGGGUACCCGCCUUUCCUCCCCUCCACCCCUCCUGUCCACACCGAAGCCACCUUCUCAGCAAAUACGCUGUCAGUGCCUCGCUGGUCCCCGCAGAUCCCCCGUCGAGAUCUAGGAAACUCGAUAAAACACAGGUUUUCCACCAAGUACUGGAUGUCUCAGACCUGCACCGUCUGCGGGAAGGGAAUGUUGUUUGGCUUAAAAUGCAAAAACUGCAAGCUCAAGUGCCACAACAAAUGCACCAAAGAGGCCCCUCCGUGUCACCUGCUGAUCAUCCACCGUGGAGGGAGACGAGCCGUUCGGGGCGAGGCAGAUUUGCAUUGCAAACCACUUCCACCCACCCUUCCCCUGCCUCCUUUUCUUUUCAGAUUCCCCACCGCACGGGCAAGGUUAGUCCGGACAGAGUCGGUGCCCUGCGAUAUCAACAACCCCUUGCGGAAACCCCCCAGGUAUUCGGACCUGCACGUCAGCCAGACGCUCCCCAAAACCAACAAACUCAACAAGGACCACAUCCCGGUGCCCUACCAGCCAGAUUCCAGCAGCAACCCCUCCUCCACCACCUCCUCCACACCCUCCUCGCCGGCCCCGCCGCUGCCGCCCAGCGCGACGCCCCCAUCCCCCCUGCACCCCUCCCCGCAGUGCCCGCGCCAGCAGAAGCAGUUCAACUUGCCAGCUUCCCAUUACUACAAGUACAAGCAGCAGUUCAUUUUCCCGGACGUGGUGCCCGAGACGCCGACCCGAGCCCCGCAGGUGGUCCUCCACCCCGUCAACUCCAACCCCAUCCUGGAAGGAAACCCAUUGCUUCAAAUUGAAGUGGAGCCCACCUCGGAGAAUGAGGAAGGCACUGAGGAGGCGCAGGAGUCCGAGGAUGACUUUGAAGAGAUGAACCUCUCGCUCCUCUCCGCACGCAACUUCCCCCGCAAGGCCAGCCAGACCAGCAUCUUCCUCCAGGAGUGGGACAUCCCCUUCGAGCAGCUCGAGAUUGGCGAGCUCAUCGGCAAGGGCCGCUUCGGGCAGGUCUUUCACGGGCGCUGGCACGGGGAGGUGGCCAUCCGCCUCAUCGACAUCGAGCGGGACAACGAGGACCAGCUGAAGGCCUUCAAGAGGGAGGUGAUGGCGUACCGGCAGACCCGGCACGAGAACGUGGUGCUCUUCAUGGGAGCUUGCAUGAGUCCUCCCCACCUUGCCAUCAUCACCAGCCUGUGUAAAGGACGGACUCUCUACUCGGUGGUGAGAGAUGCCAAAAUUGUCCUGGAUGUCAACAAGACGAGGCAGAUAGCGCAAGAAAUUGUGAAGGGAAUGGGCUAUCUGCAUGCCAAGGGGAUACUUCACAAAGACCUCAAGUCAAAAAAUGUUUUCUACGACAACGGGAAGGUGGUGAUCACAGACUUCGGCCUCUUCAGCAUCUCGGGAGUUCUCCAAGCGGGCAGGCGGGAGAACAAGCUGCGGAUCCAGAACGGCUGGUUGUGCCACCUCGCCCCCGAGAUCAUCCGCCAGCUCUCGCCGGAUACCGAGGAGGACAAGCUGCCCUUCUCCAAGCACUCGGAUGUCUUUGCACUGGGCACGAUCUGGUACGAGCUGCACGCACGGGAAUGGCCCUUCAAGACGCAGCCAGCGGAGGCAAUAAUCUGGCAGGUGGGAAGAGGGAUGAAGCCAAACCUCAGCCAGAUCGGGAUGGGCAAGGAGAUCUCGGACAUCCUCCUCUUCUGCUGGGCCUACGAGCAAGAGGAGAGACCCACCUUCACCAAGCUCAUGGACAUGCUGGAGAAACUGCCAAAGCGCAACCGUCGCCUUUCCCACCCUGGGCACUUCUGGAAGUCGGCGGAGUAA